Messenger RNA from Cotesia glomerata, 4630 nucleotides. RefSeq names its product oxysterol-binding protein-related protein 8 (gene Orp8). The transcript has 18 exons. Gene Ontology annotation, cellular component: membrane; cytosol; intracellular membrane-bounded organelle. NCBI's taxonomy places the organism in Eukaryota, Metazoa, Arthropoda, Insecta, Hymenoptera, Braconidae. Gene Ontology annotation, molecular function: cholesterol binding. Bases 537 to 3638 code for a protein of 1033 amino acids. The record is from RefSeq and is a predicted model, not a curated record.
UUCUGAUCAAACUAAACGUAAACGUCAUGCAGCUCUCAAACGAACAUCACUGUUAUUAUUAUUAUUAUUAUCAUCAUCAUCAUCAUCAUAAUUAUCUACAUUAUCAUGAUUAUUAUUAUUAUUAAAGAGUAUCAGUGUAUCAAUUCAAGCAACACAAUAGCAACAAGCCAUACAUUUGUUUACAAUUAACUCAAACCAGUAGACAAUUAGCCAGUGUGAGACUUGCUGUGUACGUAUAUUAUAAAGCUGUGGAGUGUAAAAAAUAAUCUAUUGGGAAAUUGGGCAUAUAUGAUUAUUAAAAUAGUAGAUUUUCAGUUACGUUUACAGUGAUUCGUCAUCAGUAGUUAUUGGACAUCAGCAGAGUGGACAUCUGUGCAGCUAACUACGUGAUAAUGGGCUGCAACAUCUCGAAAAAAUUUGUCUAUUAAUCUUUGAACUCUAAUCCAAUAAAUAAAUAAAUAAUAAAUAAAAUUUUUUAAUAAUAUUUUUGACAAGUGACUCGGUUCAGUUAAAACUCAGAUAAAUUGAUUAUAAAAAUGAGCUCUCAACCAAUAAUGGUACCCGGAGGGGAAAAAAGUCAUCAUCAUGAAUCGCAAUCAUCAUCAGUUGGACAUUCUAAUGAUUUAAGAACAAUGACACCACCAACAAGCCGUUCUUUUAACAAUCCUUCAGGAGACGAGCGGAGACCCCGGCAGGGCAGCGUAAAUGCCCAGUCAGCUCAGUUGUCAAAGCUACCAUCAUCAGAAUCACUUACAGCUAAUGUUAAUAUUCCUGGUCCUCCGCUUUCACCAGGUUUAUCAGCGAUGGGGGAGAGUACUCUCAAAAUCGAUACCACCACCGACAAGGGAGAUGGAAAAUUAACGAGAAAAGAAUCGUACAAAGCACAGCGUAAAAAUUACCGAAUUGAAAAAAAACGUGUUGCAAAUGAAUUAUUGAGCUCAUUAAAAGAUCCGACAGUGGUUGUUAUGAGUGACUGGCUCAAAGUACGCGGUACUCUAAAAAGUUGGACUAAACUCUGGUGUAUACUCAAGCCAGGUUUAUUAUUACUUUAUAAAAGUCCAAAGAUAAAGAGCAGUCACUGGGUCGGAACGGUCUUAUUGAAUACGUGUCAAGUAAUUGAACGACCAAGUAAAAAAGAUGGAUUUUGUUUCAAGUUAUUUCAUCCACUUGAGCAAUCUAUUUGGGCACCACGGGGGCCUGAAAAAGAAGCUAUGAGAGCCGUAGUACAACCAUUGCCAACAUCUCAUUUAAUUUUUCGCGCACCAUCGCAGGCUGCUGGUAAAUGUUGGCUCGACGCUUUAGAAUUAUCUCUACGUUGCUCUUCGCUUAUCGUCAGAUCUACUAGUAUUUUGCCGCGUUCGCCGCAACACGAUGCAACUACAACACACGAGACUCAGUGGAGUGAAGCUGAUUAUGAGAAACACUUUGAUGACCACGAUUACAAACUGGACGAGUCUCUACAGAUAAAUUUAAGCCGCUACAUCCCCCCGACACCAACGACACCACAGAGACGAUUGUUGUCAUGUCCGCCAUCACAUUAUUCCCCGGGUAACAAAAGCCCCGCAUCCAAAAGCUUGUGCCCUUCGCCGACCCCGGUCUUUCAGCAACUUUGUCACGCAGUGGCUUAUUGGGAAAAGCACUUGAUCGGCAAGUCAACGCCGCCGUCAAUAGAUAAUAAAAAUUUAUCCGGUAGCUCUGACGGCGAGGGUUUAUUGUCUGAUAACGGUAGCUUGUACAGUAGAUACUUAUCACCCUCGUCGUCCCAUUUGUAUGGCUGUUGUUCACCCACCCGACGCAUGACCAUACCCUCGAUCCAUGUCCUAGAGUGUCAAGCCCGACGAGUAGUAACGCUAGAUCCUGUUCGUACCUUACAUACAGACCUGGACGAUAUCAGUCAACCGGAGAACGGCGUCGUUGCUGAUGCUGAAAUCAGCGGUACCGAUUCUGAUUCCGAGGGAUCUGUCAAGGAGGAAGAAAUCACUAUUUGCGAGACUCCGUAUCUUGCUAAUGAAAAUGAAUUUUUGGGAUCGGCUGGAGAAGUUGUCGCUGAGCUGCCGGAUGAACAAAAGUCACUUAUCUGGUUUCUUCUUAAGCAAGUGAGACCGGGUAUGGAUCUUUCAAAAGUAGUAUUACCGACUUUUAUCCUCGAGCCACGUUCUUUUUUGGAAAAACUUGCUGAUUCUUAUUAUCAUGCCGAUUUACUUUCACAGGCUGUACUGGAAGAUGAUGCAUUUACUCGUAUGAAAGGGGUAGUGAAAUGGUAUCUAUCUGGAUUUUACAAGAAGCCCCAAGGUCUUAAGAAACCAUACAAUCCACUGCUUGGUGAAACAUUUCGUUGUUAUUGGCAACAUCCCAAUGGCUCAAGAACAUUUUAUCUCGCUGAACAAAUAUCCCACCAUCCACCAAUUUCGGGAUUUUAUGUAACAAACCGGCAAGACGGUUUUACAAUAAGUUCAACGAUAAUAGCAAAGUCUAAAUUUUAUGGUAACUCAACGUCAGCUGUUUUGGAUGGUGCAGCUGUGCUUACGAUGCUUCCACGUGGCGAGGAUUACUCUAUGACUAUUCCCUAUGCUCACUGCAAGGGAAUAGUUAUGGGUACCUUGUCCAUGGAACUCGGCGGCAAAAUAAAUAUUAUUUGCGAAAAAACGGGUUACCAUACGGAGCUUGAAUUUAAAUUAAAGCCAUUUUUGGGUGGUGCUGAACAAAUGAACCAAGUGGUGGGUCGAAUAAAGCUCGGAAAAGAAACUUUGGGCACUAUAUCCGGUUACUGGGACGGACAAAUUAAUAUCGUUGACAAGAGAACUGGACAAGAAAGUGUUUUGUUUUCUUCGACUCCGGAAGUAAGAAGAUCACGUCUGAAGAAAUACACAGUCCCGAUAGAAUCCCAAAAUGAGUGGGAAAGCCAAAAAUUAUGGCUCGCAGUUACACAAGCCAUCAAUAAUGACGACCAGAUAGUAGCUACCGAAGCUAAGACGGCCUUGGAAGAGGCUCAGCGUGAACGUGCCAAAGAACGUAAACUAAAUAAUCUCGAAUGGAUUCCUAAAUAUUUUGUACAGGAUAUAAUAACAGGUAAUUGGAUCUAUCGACAUGCUGACAUUAGACCAUGGGAUCCACGAAAUGAUGUAGUUCAAUACGAACAAGAUUAUAUUGUACGCACAAAAACGCGCCACAAGACUCCGAUAAUGCGAACCGGAAGUAUUGUUUCAGCCGAUCCACAGUCUCAGAUGCCGUUAUUACAGGCGGAGUCGCGUUCCUCGUUAUCUGUACUCAAGUCAUCUAAGAGGCAGCUGUCUAAUAAUUUACCUUUGGCAGAAAAUCCUCAUGAUUCUGCAAGUUCCUCCGAAGCUAUUCAUUCUGAUUCGAGUCAGUCUGUUGGUAAAAGACGACGUUCUGCAGCUAGGAUGAUGCAUUCAUUAAAAGAAGUCGAGAGUCAAAUGGCUGAGCACGGAGAAAAAUUAAAUCGUAUUCAACGCUCAAUAGAACAAUUAGCUAUUCGACAGCGAACACAACGGGAACAAAAUUACAAUCCAAGUAUGAUUAAAAGUUGCGUAGACACUAUUGUUGUUAUUGCUAUCGUCUAUUUCGUGCAGUAUAUUAUGAAAUUUUUUAACCACACUAGUGACACCAAAGAUACAUGAUCCCCGAUGAAUCAAGAUCAACUUCAAGGUUCUUAAGCUAAUAAAUAAAUUUUGGGCUUCUUAUAUAAAAAUGAAAUAAUUAAAAUAUAUAUUAAAAUAAUUAAUAACGUGAUAUAGUUUAUUUAAUUAUAAUUAAAAUGACAAUGUACACUCUAAUCAGUCUUUGAACUUACGCACGACAUAUUUAUUAUUACAAUCAUAUAUUUCUUACUGUCUAUUUUUUUUUAGAUAAAAAUUUAAUUUGUACAUAUUAUUUGAUUUAUUAUUUUAUUUUAAAGAAAUCUCAUUAUAUAUUUAACGAUUAAGUUGUCAAUCAAAAUCAGGAAUUGCUGAAUAAUACAAUUAAUAUUAAUUUAUGCUUAUGUAAUUAUUAGUUUUUAUAUUAUGGGUUAUUGCAGUUUUAAUUGUUUAAUAUACAGAUAUAUUUAAAUAUAAAUAUAUUAUUAUAUAUUUAGACACUUGAAUCGUUUAUAUACUAACGAUAGUAAGCACUGAAUGAAAAUAUAUUUGUUAAUAAUAAAAUAUUAUUAAAUAUUUGUCGUUUAUAAGAAUUUAUAAGUAAAAUAUCGUUGUUAAAGCCUAUAAAUUUAAUUAAUCAUUGUUUUAUAUUGUUAAUUAUUAUUUUUUCUUGAUUAUUUGUUUUUUAUUUGACAAAAAUAAUAGGAAAGUUUCAAAUCAAGUCUAUUUAAAUCUCAAACUGUUUCAAUAACUAGAUAAUACAAUAUUUGAUAGAUUUUAUUGGCUUAUGUCGGAUUAUUAAAAAAAUUAUAAAGUUUUUUUUUUUUUUGUUUUUCAAUCAAAAUAGAUGUUACAACGAAAAUUGAACUAAAAAUUAAUAGGAAAUCCUGUAGCGCGUUUAUUAAAUUAUGGGAUUGCUUAUUAGACCAAACAUACGUGCAUUCCAACGUAUAACGUCCAAUCAUUAUAUAAAUUGAAUUAUUAAUAUUUGUUUGUAUAAUUUAAGAUUAAAAUUUAUUAUGUCAACAAUUGAA